Molecule: messenger RNA, 710 nt
Organism: Gastrolobium bilobum
Lineage: Eukaryota; Viridiplantae; Streptophyta; Magnoliopsida; Fabales; Fabaceae
Product: zinc finger protein CONSTANS-LIKE 8
Exons: 3
Coding region: 1-654 (217 amino acids)
Biological process (GO): regulation of DNA-templated transcription
Cellular component (GO): nucleus
Molecular function (GO): protein binding
Source: RefSeq, a predicted model, not a curated record
AUGAGAUACACUUCAUUGCCUAGAAGCCCAAAGGCAGAAGAACAGGAAGUGCCAAAUUCUAUCACCUCCGUAUUACCCAAUUCUAAAGAAGCUUAUGCUGAUGAAUAUUUCAGUAUGUUGGGGGAACUCGAAGGGGUCUUGGGCAUUGAAGAAGAACAAAAAUUACCACCAUCACAGGAAACUUGUAGUGUUCAGCUUCAUUGGGAUUUCAUGGAAAGGGAGGAAUUUCGUUCCAUUGAAGAGGAACCAGAAGAUGAUGAAGGGAAAGUGCAGGUAACUGAGAACAAAAGCAAGUACCUUUUCAGAGAGCAGCAGAUAAAGAGAGAAAAUAUUUUUGGGUUUUGGGAAGUGGAUGAAGAAAAGAUGAUGGCUUUGAAUUUGAACUUGAACUAUCAAGAGGUUCUGGAUGCAUGGUCUGACCGUGGUUCUCUAUGGGCUGAAGAUUGUUCUCUUUCAUUGGCCAACAAUAAUGGCUACUAUAUGGGAGAAGUGCCAAUAUUGGAAGAAGAGAGAACAAGAAGGGAAGCAAGUGUUCUUAGGUACAAAGAGAAGCGCCAGAACAGAUUGUUCUCCAAGAAGAUAAGAUACCAAGUUCGGAAACUAAACGCUGAUAAAAGACCCAGAAUCAAGGGUCGCUUUGUGAAGAGACAUUGAGGUUACUCGACAGAAUUGAAAGAUCCCAAACCCAAAAUAUCUCCCAAAAUAUCUAA